AUGACCAGCCCCCAGAACCAACAUAAGCGACUCAAGCGCACUUGGUCGGAUUUUGAAGAAGAAUCUAAGUUGGCCAUGGAGAAGGAAGCCAUGUUAGACUUGGAGGAGGGAUCGAUACCGGACAUAUGGAACGAAGGGGGUCCAGCUUUGUUACCCAGUGCAAAGUACCUCUGUCAGAGACAGGAGUAUGAUGAGAUGAUUGAACAUUAUUGGUCCAUGGCCUUUAUGGCUGGACCGCACAGGGGGUCUUCACCAGCAGAUCUCCAAAAGGAAUUCAUUAAACUUGAAAUGGAGGUUCACGGUUGGGCUUGGCGCUUUGGUGAAGAAGAUUCGAUGCUUCAUCUCUCCAGUGAUGACAAACAGGCCAUUAUCGCCAGCCUAGAUGGAUUCUGUGUCCAAGAGGACUGGGACAAGAUUCAUUCCUCUCUUCCUCCUGCCGCUCGCUCUGUGUUUGGAAAAGUGUUGCUAGAGACCAUGCUCAAUCAGUUCAUCUACAAAAAGUUUGCCACCUCCCCCUUUUGGUUUAUGGAUGCCAAGAUGGACGCAAUGGACCAGCCCGGGGAUGUCAACUUCAUUAAGAGACUUGACUAUAUAUACCAGAGGUUCAAAGAAAUAUUGCCCACAAACGCAGCAUGGUGGAAGUCAACCCUCGUGAGCAUCUGCACCGCAGCAAUCCAGUUUGUGGAUGGUCCCCGAUACUCAGCACUCGGCCAACCGAUGCAUGAACAUCGCAAAGCACUCGUGAAGUCCUAUGUGGACGAGCUGUGGGGGUGCCGACUGUUUCGACUCCUACUCAAAGAAUCGCUGAGCGAGUCGCUCCAGACAUUCCGCGAUGACAGACUCCACAUGAUUCUAGAGUUUGCGGCCGAAAAGCUCAUUGCUGGUCAAGCUAGUGUCUUUGGCAAUUUAGUGGUUGAGCGACUGCCUGAGCUUGCCAAGUUUGAUCACCAUUCGGACACAAUGGUAACCCAUCAUUUCCAUGCUGGCUCUGAGUCCCACCAUGGUGCUCAGGUUCUUCUCGUGGUAAGCUACAGCUACCAUGAUACGAUUGUGGGUAUGAAUUAUCUACCGGUACCUCCGAUCCAACUCAUACGGGCGGAGGUUCUGACGGCGCCAAUGGCGCCAGAGCAACACGCUCAAUGGGCAGCCGCUGCUGGCAAUGAUGACGCUACCCAGGAUGAGAGAAUCGACAAUGAGGAGGUGGACAAUGAGAGAAACGAACGAGAUGGAGAAGGCGAAGGCGAAAGGGAAGGAGAAGGGGGAAAGGAAAGAGAAGACGAUGAUGACAAUGACAACGAAGGUGAGGAUGAUAACAGUGACGAUGAAGAUUUUGAGGAUGACGAAUGA
Messenger RNA from Aspergillus luchuensis, 1347 nucleotides. RefSeq lists its product as uncharacterized. The record is from RefSeq and is a predicted model, not a curated record. NCBI's taxonomy places the organism in Eukaryota, Fungi, Ascomycota, Eurotiomycetes, Eurotiales, Aspergillaceae. Bases 1 to 1347 code for a protein of 448 amino acids. The transcript is spliced from 2 exons.